CUCUUCCGCAGCCGACCGGAUUUCCUCAGUCUUCAUUGUCUUCGUCGUUUAAUCACUCCAAUACUUCCGUUCGGAAGUACGCUUCGCGUUAUCACGCCGCCUCUGUGCCUUUUAAUUCGCCCCGUCCUCCCGUUCCACUCUUCAACAGUUCCGGUAGUUAUUCCACUUGGAAUCGUCAGUAUCAGAAACAGCUACAGUGGAAACAGUUUCAGAAUUACCAGCGUCGCCGCCUCAUGUCGCAGUCUAAUCUCAUCCAAGGCCUGGAAAUGUCUGAUUUUUUUAAUGAUAUCCCGUCGCACCCCUUUGGGAACGACUUCGACACCACUGUGCUCUCCCCUCAGCAAUUCUCUACUGCGGGUUUGGGGCCAGUUCCUGACUCGAUAGCUGGUGCUCCCUCGGGCACUAUCUCGCCCCAGGAUCUGAUGAUGGAUGCCUCGGCCCCGCCGUCGGCUUCUCUUACGGAUUUGAGCACGCCGUCCUUCGAGUCGCCCGGAUAUUUCAGCCAAGACCCUUCCCCCAUGUUCACGGAGUUGGAGUUCCCGCCAGGCCACGAGCAGUGGGAUCCUCUUUUCCCCACUAAUGACACCGAUGCCUUCUCGGCUGCAUUUGACUCUACUGCCAUGGAGGUCGCCGCGGCCAUGCCUCCCCCUAAGGCUUCAGUCCUCCCUGUUCCUCCAUCUCCGGUGGUCAAUGUUCCCUCGUCUCCUGCACCUCAACUCGCUCCUUCUCCUUCUCCUUCGCGUGCGUCCUCUACCAAACCUUCGUCUGUCGCUGGAGUAAAUGCUCGUCAGCGCAAGCCUUUGCCUGUCAUCAAGUUUGACUCGAACGACCCAGUUGCAAUGAAACGUGCCCGGAAUACCGAGGCCGCCCGCAAGUCUCGAGCUCGCAAGUUGCAGCGACAGGAUGAAUUGGAACACCGAAUUGCUGAGCUUGAAAGUUCUCUUGAGGAGUCGCAGAAGCGUGAGGCAUACUGGAAGGCUCUUGCCCAGAACAAGGCAUAAUUUAGUUUUGUUGCUUUUUAGUUCUAUAUCCCCGCUGUGUUGGCGUGUUGUUUUCCGGGUUGUUUAUUAUGUGGUUUUUGAGCGGUGAGCGGAGCCUUGAGCCCUGUCACUGUACGUCAGACGUAAUUGUCAGUUUUGGCGGUUAAAAGUUUCUUAUCGUUUUCUUUUUUUGGUUCUAUGUUUUUCUGCGUGUUGGCCGAUCGGUUCUGACGUCUCCUACGACUGUUUUGCGGUUGUAGUACGAUUGACUCGUGAUCGUGCUUAAUAGUUUGCUUACUUUUUAUCGCUACCAGAUUGUCAACUUGAAUUCAAUUCACUACGUCCAUAUCAAAUUCGUACAAGUAG
Molecule: messenger RNA, 1346 nt
Organism: Aspergillus ruber CBS 135680
Lineage: Eukaryota; Fungi; Ascomycota; Eurotiomycetes; Eurotiales; Aspergillaceae
Gene: cpcA
Product: amino acid starvation-responsive transcription factor GCN4
Exons: 1
Coding region: 234-1001 (255 amino acids)
Biological process (GO): regulation of DNA-templated transcription
Molecular function (GO): DNA-binding transcription factor activity
Source: RefSeq, a predicted model, not a curated record